AUGUGCAAGUGUUUCCCUACGAGCUUGGCUGGACCAGCUCUCAAUUGGUUCAAGAAUCUAGCUCAAGGCUCAAUCGCCAGUUUCCAAGACUUAUGCGAUAAGUUCAUAAGCCAGUAUUACGGGAAUAAGCGUUCGGCUAAGGAUGUAUCAAGCCUUUUCACAAUGAAGCAGCAUGAGGAUGAGCGGCUCCAAGCUUUUCUCACCCGGUUCAACCUCGUUAAAAGCAUGUUAAUGGAGUGUCACCCGUCAACAGCAGUCCAAACAUUUAAACUCGCAAUGAACCGGGGGACGCCGUUCCACACCAACUUGGUGGUUAAUACGCCAAAGACAAUGGACGAGCUGAACGAGAAAGCUGACGGUUUUGUUCGCCUUGAGGAGGAAGAAACAGCUAAUUCAAGGAAGACGUCAAUUAUUUCGACGGAGGAAAAGUCCAAAGCCAAGAUCCGGCAAAAACAAGCUCAACCGAAACGUCACCCCUCAUGGAAGGCGGAGAAGAGGCCUAGGGAGGAGGAAUCAAUCACUUCACUCAGAGUCACCUUAGCAAGGCUAUACCAGGAGAACAAAGAUAAGUUUCGUCCUCCUCUGCCAAUCAGGAACCUAAGGAGGCAAGUAGAGAUGCUAAUCGCAAAGGGGGAAUUUGCAAGCUAUGUUCAAGGUCUGGCGCAAGAGCAUAACCGCCCGAUUGAACAAAUCAAGCGGAACCAGAGGCCGAACCAACACAACUCUCAGCCCGUCCGGAUUAUAAAUGCAAUUCAUAGCCGGCCUGAACAAACAACGGAGUCAGAAGAGUUGCUCAGAACGAGGUUACGCCAGGCCCAGCUGAAAAGAAGAAUUGGUAGUGUGCAUGCUUUGCACCAGCAGAACGCGUCCACAUCGAUAAAGUUUGACAAAACAGACCUGCUACGCGUUCAGAUUCCUCAUGAAGAUCCACUAGUCGUCAGUCUGACGAUUGCAGAAUGCUUGGUUCAGAGAGUCCUGAUUGAUCCAGGAAGUAGUGCAAAUGUCAUGCCCAGGGUGACGUUCGACCGACUGGAGAUCGAUCUCGAAAAACUCAAACCCACAGGAAAUCUGUUGCUCGGAUUUGAUGGGAAGCGAGUGGAACCCAUUGGAAUGGUGGAAUUGACAGUACAAGCCACUAAGCGGGUUUUGACUGAAAGUUUUAUGGUAGUCGAAAUUCAUCCAUCAUACAACCUCUUGAUGGGCAGAGGAUGGAUUCGCAGAAUUCAGGGCGUUCCGUCAACCUUACAUCAAAACCCUCCUCUCAGCAAGGAUAGGGGGGAGGAGCCACCAGUUCUGACCACAGAACCCCUUCAUGAAGUGAAGAUUGAUCAUGAGAAACCAGACCGAACAACAAGGGUGGGAACCAGACUCACUGAAGAAGAAAAACUAGAGUUGACUAAUUUCUUGAUUCGGAAUGCGGAUGUAUUCGCAUGGAGCCAUUCAGAUAUGCCAGGAAUAAAUCUUGCUGUAUCCUGCCAUUCCCUUAAUGUGGAUCCGAAUGCAAAGCCAGUGAAGUAG
Messenger RNA from Cornus florida, 1518 nucleotides. RefSeq lists its product as uncharacterized. The transcript is spliced from 3 exons. Bases 1 to 1518 code for a protein of 505 amino acids. Lineage: Eukaryota; Viridiplantae; Streptophyta; Magnoliopsida; Cornales; Cornaceae. The record is from RefSeq and is a predicted model, not a curated record.